CCUCACGCCCUUUUUUUAUGUUUUUUUUUCUCUCUCUCGUGUAGGCUAAUCAGGGGAAGCCAAGAGCCAGGCAAAUCUCGAGCCCAACCUGCUGCACGCAAGAACAGAGAACGAGCAGCUUCGGCGGGGAAGAGGAAUCGAAAGAGAAGGAAAUUUUGAUGGCGGAGGAGGCGAAGCCGGACACGCAGCUGUUCCAGCUCCUCUCCGACCUGCUCCAGCAGGUGGAGUCAAUGAGCAACCAGGAAGAAGUAGAAUUGCGUGCUAAGAUCGAAGCACUAGGACUAGAAGUUACCAAGGUACCAGAGCAGACACCUAAGCAGCUUGAUGAGUUAGAGAUCGCAGCAGAGCUGGACAAACUAUCAGCGAGGCUUGAUAAUGUUGACAAGAUGAUAUCUUCUGCCAUGGCCUCGGAUCCAGAGGUGAAAUCCCUUUUGAGUACCACUGCUGAUAUCUGGAUGCCCGUCAUCACCGCCUCUGCCGAUGAAAGGCGGGGAUUUGCAGGAACAAGUGGUGAAAGCAACCAAGAAGAGCAGGAGAGUUCCAAACAAUAGCCUCCUACAUGUACCUUCACAUGAGUAUUUCUUGACCAUGUAUCAACAUUUGUAGACAAAACAAGCAAUAAGCACACAUUCAUGAGAUGGUAAAUAAAUCUGAUAACUUGUGGUGGCCAUUUUGUACAUCAAUUCUUGAGUCUUCAGUUUGUUAUUUUUCAGUUUCGAUUCUCAAAGUUGCGCCUGCAGAGUGCAGCUGUUUGUAGCUAGCAACCACAACAUUUUUAUCUGGAAAUGCAUCAAUUUUGUGUAUGA
Molecule: messenger RNA, 806 nt
Organism: Oryza sativa Japonica Group (Japanese rice)
Lineage: Eukaryota; Viridiplantae; Streptophyta; Magnoliopsida; Poales; Poaceae
Source: RefSeq, a predicted model, not a curated record